CCUCGGUCGUAUUGGGGGUGGAUACUUUUCUGAAAUAAUUGUGAGGGAUUACGCCUACCCAAGACAUGCAGCCAUGGCUGUUGCCCAAGUUAUAAUGGCAUUUGGGCAUUUCUUCUUUGCUAUGGGUUGGCCAGGGGCUAUGUACAUUGGAACUCUUCUGGUCGGGCUCGGUUAUGGGGCUCAUUGGGCUAUUGUGCCAGCUGCUGCUUCUGAAUUGUUUGGCUUAAAGAAUUUUGGAGCUUUGUACAAUUUCCUCACUGUUGCGAACCCAGCUGGUUCAUUAGUAUUCUCAGGUAUUAUUGCUAGUAGCAUAUAUGACAGUGAAGCUGCAAAGCAAGCUCAAGAGCGUCAUCCCAGCCAAUGGAAUGGGGCAUCUAUUUUGUCAAGUUUUCUAGCUGUGGAGGAACCUCUAAAGUGUGAAGGUGCCAUAUGCUUCUUCUUGACUUCCUUAAUACUAUGUGGACUCUGCAUUAUUGCUGCUUGUCUUAGCAUGAUUCUAGUUUAUCGAACCAAGGCUGUAUACAAUCAGCUUUAUGGAAAAUCUCGUACAUAAUCCAUCUGUCAAGUGAAGCUUGGAUAGAAGUUUGAGUAGUUUGCACAGAUACUCUCAACCAGCUUAUGGAUCCAAGCCUUUCACUGAGGUGACAUUGUUAGCCAUAACCAGAAAACUUCCUCCUCGAUGAGAGCAAGCAACAAUGGAGAUGGCGCAACUGCCUUUUGUGGUGUUAGAAGCUGUUCCUCGUAAUGUGAGAUAAAUGUUUGAUUGCAAUUAUUGAUUGGUGUAUAUUUUGCAUUGUAAUUGAAACUUGACAUUGUUUUAUUCUGGUUGUCAACCAUCAUUUAUUGAAUGAGAUCUUCCAUUUUUUAAACUUUA
This is a messenger RNA of Nicotiana tabacum (common tobacco), 874 nucleotides long. NCBI's taxonomy places the organism in Eukaryota, Viridiplantae, Streptophyta, Magnoliopsida, Solanales, Solanaceae. The record is from RefSeq and is a predicted model, not a curated record.